Chelonia mydas (Green sea turtle) is the source of this 9199-nucleotide messenger RNA. RefSeq names its product fibulin 7 (gene FBLN7). The record is from RefSeq and is a predicted model, not a curated record. Gene Ontology annotation, molecular function: calcium ion binding. Lineage: Eukaryota; Metazoa; Chordata; Testudines; Cheloniidae. Bases 754 to 2073 code for a protein of 439 amino acids. The transcript has 8 exons.
UCCACAGGCUUCAGUGGGAGCUGAAGGCAGAAGUGUGGUGACGUGCACCUGAACCCUGUGUUCCCAGGAUAGCGCCCUAGAAGGCCGGGCAAGGGAGGGAUGAACCUCCACCCAAAUCCUCCUCUCUCCAGUUGCUUUGCAGCAGAUCAGCGUUGCACAUGGGGCCGUUCUUCUCCAUCCGAGAGGGAAGCAAGGCUAAUGGAAAUCAAUUCGAUCCCAAAGGAGUGCUCCUUUCUCAGGGGCCUUCGGGGGAAAUACAGUCCCAACCUCUCCUAGAAGACAAACGGGAAGAAUCUCCCCCACUUUGGCCGCUGCCCAGCGUGCGGGCUACAAGGAGAUAUCCACUUGGCAAGUGUUUCUCCCCUGAGACCAACACCUACUGCUAGGACCCCGCUAGCCAGCCAGCCUUCCACUGCUACCUUGAGUGGGAGGGAGAAACCAAACCCCAGCCAGACCCACACAGCUUAGGUGUUGGAUUGUAAGAGCUCACACAGGCAGCAGCAGUGGCCGAUUGCAGCAGCAGCAGCAGCAGCUGCGAGGGCAGCCGGCAGAUGAGGACUUGAAAACUGAGUGGUUUUCUUCAACCCUUCCGUGAGAGCAGCUGCCAGGUUGGUGCUGGCAAGCGGGAGUCAGAUGUCCCUCGGCUGCAUUCCAGGCAUUCCCAGGGACUUCUAAGGCAGGUUGAGAAAACACUCAGGAGGGGAAAGCAUUCGAAAAUAAUCCGAGAAGAGAUUUUACCUUGAAACUAGGACCAUGGUUUCUGGAUUUCAGUACAGCCUCUUUCUGUUCCUGUGCUUCACAGCAUGCCAGGGGUCUCCAGCUUCCCAGAACUGUCUCAACAAACAGCAGCUCCUGGCUGCCAUCCGCCAAAUGCAGCAGUUCUUAAAGGGGCAGGAAACGCGGUUUGCAGAGGGAGUGCGCAUCAUGAAGAACCGGCUGAUAACUCUGCAGAACUCGGUGACAAAAGCUGCCCCAGACCCACAAUCCGUGUCCUGCCCUGCACUGGAUGCCCCCGUGGAUGGCAGAAGAUUUGGUACCAAGUACUUCGUGGACCAUGAAGUCCAUUUCACCUGCGAACCUGGUUUUCAGCUCACUGGUUCCAGCACCCGAGUGUGUCAGGCAAAUGGCAGCUGGACUGGAGAAGCACCGCGGUGCAAAGUGAUCAGCAAAUGCUCGAGCAAUCCCUGCCAGAAUGGUGGAACUUGUGUGGAUGGAAUAAACCAGUACAAGUGCACUUGUCCUCAAGGGUGGACUGGUGAGAACUGCCAGUACCAGUCACAAACAGCCCCACCUGCAUGGAGUGUUACAAACGACCCAGCUUUCAGUCGCAAGCCACGCUGUGCCAAAAUCGACAGGACCCAACACUGCAGCUGCGAAGCCGGCUUCCACAUGAGCGGCACGGCCGACAACAGCAUAUGUCAGGAUGUAAAUGAGUGUGAGGUUUACAAGCUGGAGGGAGCCCCUCGUCUGUGCAUGCACGCCUGUGUCAACGUUCCUGGCUCUUACCGCUGCUCCUGCCCCAGUGGAUACAAGCUCCUCGGAGACGGGAAAAGCUGUGAAGAUAUAGACGAGUGCAGCCUGUCCCAGCACAACUGCACCAGGGGCAUGACGUGCAUUAACACAGGAGGAGGCUUCCAGUGCGUCAGCGCCGAGUGCCCUCGGCCCAGCGGCAAUGCCAGCUAUGUGAAAACAUCGCCAUUCCAAUGUGAACGCAACCCCUGCCCAAUGGACAGCAGAUUGUGCCAUCAUGCCCCAAAGUCCAUCUCCUUCCAUUAUCUCCCUCUGCCUUCCAACCUAAUAACCCCCACCCCUCUCUUCCGCAUGGCAACUGCCUCCGCCCCAGGCCGGCCUGGGCCUGACAGCCUGCGCUUCGGGAUUAUUGGGGGCAACAACCGAGGGCAUUUCGUGAUGCAGCGCUCCGACCGUCAGACAGGAGAACUGAUCCUUGUGCAAAGCCUGAAAGGACCCCAGACCAUCGAGGUGGAGGUGGACAUGUCUGAAUAUCUGGAUCGCACCUUCCAGGCGAAGCAUGUCUCCAAGAUCACAGUCUUCGUGUCUCCCUAUGAGUUUUAAAGAGACACAAUUUCUGCAAGUCAGCAAAUAAACAGCCGCAAGGACUGUUCCUGUUCAUCUCUCGCUUUCUUUCAGCACUGACUCGAACGAAAUUCCUUCCUUUCGAAAUGAUGAAAGGCCACGGCACUGCAACAGUUCUACAAAACAGGACCUUAAAAGCCCAGUGCUGAGAGACAAGACAAACCACAUUACUCUGGCAAUGCCAGGAUGGGGCUUGCAAUAAUCUCAGACUCACUUGUUCUUGGGAAGUUUUUACUCUGGACACUUCUGACUUUGCUUCUCAACAUCUUCUGUAGCACAUGCCUCCAGGAACCCUAAUCACAGUAACAGAGAUGUAGCAAUGAAAUCCAGAUUAUAGCCUAUAUAAACCUCCAUAGAGUAAAUAUCCUUCCAUCAGAUUUCAGGUUGAUUUGUCCGCUCCGUCUCCUGGCUGGUUUUACACUCACGGACAUGGAAAGCAGCCAGUGAAGUGUGAAUGACAUCAUAUGCACUCCAGCAGCUGUGCCUGCCCAGAAAGCCGCCCUGCCCUGCCGUCAGACUAGCAGCCGGCCGCGCGCCCCGCAGCCAUCAGUGACACCUCCCCACCAAUUGAAAACCGGGCUAGUGUGACAUCUUUGAACAAAGGGAUGUUGCUUAUAACUCCUUUGUCCUCAUCCAGUCCCCUUAAAAAGGCCUCCCGAAGCAUUUGCCCCAAUAAAGGGUUGAAGUCUGUAGAUGUCAAUUAACUAAGGCCACGAACAUUUUUUAGAAAAGUCAGUUGAAUCAGUUUGCUGAAUAGGAGCGUACACAAGCACAAAGAGACAACAGCACAGGCUGGGCUUGGUACCCAGCGCUGUAAGAUUCUCUGCAAGACAGCUCCGGGCGAGUGGCUCCAGUUCUCCUGUCGGUCUAGUUCUGUGUGUUGCUACUGAGUGCAGUCUACCAAGGGCAUGAUCGUGCUCCCAUUCAAAUCAGGGUGGGAAGCUGCCGUCAGUGCAGCGGUGCGGGAUGAAGUUCCUUGAGUUCUGAAUUGCACAACAAUGUGUGGGAGUUCUGGGGUGUGGCUGGACCUCCAGGGGAGUAGACUAAGACGGCCAAUUGCUUUCACUGAUAACAUAACCAGAGUUAGAAUCCAAGUCUCAUGUUUGGCACAGUGUAACAUGGCACCAAAAUAAUCCACAUCAAUAGCCCAACAUGCUACAAUUACAGAUUACAGUCAGUAGGUAAUAGUACCUUGACUCCCUCCCCGAAAGGGCUAAGGUAUUUGUGGCUUUAUUAACAGAAAACACCCAGCACAGAUAGCAUGGAGAUACCAUUUGUCCUUUAAAAAAAAUAUAAAAAGUCAAGGUCUGUUCUACUCUCUGUCAUGAGCUAUUUGCCUUCUUAAAGAAACAUUUCAGAGUAAGAGUAUUUGUUAAAAUAUAUAUUUAUGAGAAACCAAUUAAGGUUCAAAUUCCUCUUAUGAAAAUACCCUUUGAAUUGUAAUAGAUGCUAGGGUUUUUAAAUUUUGAUCUCUCCCAUAGAGUUUGAUGGAACCCCCAAUCCCCACCCCCUUUUAAUGGAGCCCUGCUAUAGAAUUCUCUUGGAUGGUUCUAAAAACUAUUGGAAGGAGAUGAUUCUGUAUUAAAUUCUACGGGCCAGAUCCUGAGCUGGUGUGAAUCAGCAUAGUUCCAUUGAUUUCAGUGGAGUUACUCCAGAUGUGUACUGAGCUCACAAUUUAGACCCAAACCACCUCUUUUUAGACUUUUUUUUCCCCCUGCGCUCACAUCAGACAAUGAAAAUGGCCGGUUUUGUGACAUCACCCCACGUCUUGCAUUUGGAAUGCAGAAUAGCGGGUGCUAUCUUACAGUGCUUGGGACACAUUCUGCUCCCAGUUUCACUCCUGCAGCCCUAGAGAAGCACAUAGGUCAAAUUCGCCCCGGGGGGUAAAUCAAUGGCGUUAAUCCUGGGAAGAAUUUGGCUCAGUGGGUUGAUAAACAGUGGAGCUGGCAGCAGAAUGUGGUGUGCAUUCAGCUGCCAUCCAGCUAAGGAUUUGGGUUUUUUGUUGGUUUGUUCAUUUUUUAAGCCUGCUCUCAUCACCUGGGUACCUCAGCACGUUACUCCAAUGGCUGCUUCUCAAGCUUCCUUCAUCAACAAGACGAAAUGUGUCUGUUUCUUUCCAGCACCCGCACCCUGUGGUGAGAGGUUCAUACUCCUUCCUUUUAUGCUACAGUAUCAUCAGACAGAGGAAGGAGACUAGAGGCCAUGCUCACAUGUCUACAUAGGAGGGUCUGACACACACCACCUACUCGUGCUGACGGCAAUUCCCCAAGGAAACCCCCUCUGCACAUUCAUGGGUGACUCGAACCCACAGACAUUCCCCCAAGUGGGGCCUGAGCUAACACCACUGAGGGCAAUGGGAAUCUUGCCCUUGGGUUCAGUGGGCUUUGGAUCAGAUCCCUGGUGCACAGCCCCACAAAUAACCCUGUAGGGGCGUGGUUAGUAUUGGACCCUGGGCAUUUCUUUUCCCUGGCAAGUGGUACCAAUAUUGGGCCAGAUUCUUCACCAGUGUAGAUGGGAGGUAGCUCCAUUGAGACGCUCGCCUGCACCAGCUAAGGCUCUGGCCCAUUAUCUUUGCGUAAUCCUGAAGCAAUUUACAUCUGGAGUUUGAAAUCCACGUUGUUGUUUAAUCUAAAUACACAUGCACUUGGGACGUUGCUUUGUAGGCUUUCUACCAGUCCGAUAACAUCUCUCAGGCUUAGCCCUGUGCAGCUGUGUUACAGCCGGAUGCAACCACCCCGGAGACAGACGACAGGCUCUCUCCUGUCCGUUCAAGCACAGAUAUCUGCAGCCAAUGGGGCAGACAUGCACUUCCCCUGGGGGCUCCAGGAGCGCUCCAGCACAGAGAGGCCGGGAACCAGAGAACACACUGGUGCCCUGUUGCUGUGCAGGGGUAUGAGGGAGCCCCUGGUGCCUCAGCCCCUGAUUGACCUUUCACACCCCUUGAGCAGUAAAGCACAGCCUGGCCCUCUACAACGCCUUGUGGGCAAUCAUAAUACCCAGUUUUCAUAGUACUUUUCAUCAGUGGAUCUCAAAGUGCUUUACUCCCAUUUUACAGAUGGGGAAACUGAGUCAUGGAGAGAUGAAGGGGCUUCCCCAAGAUCACCCAGCAGGCCAGUGGCUGAUUAUCUCCUGAGUCCCAAUCCAGUGCUCUACGCACUUCCCCUUCAAGAACUGAGUUGUGUCACAUCUUCAAACCAAUUCUGUGGCAUUAGAGGGAGUUCAUUGACUUGUCAAGUAAAUGAAACUGCAGAGACAAAACAACGCUGCUUCCCCUCCCCCCCCCCCCCCCCCCCCCCCCCCGGCAAUCAGCGUUGCUGGAUAUGGAGGUCACAGAUGAGCUCUCCGAAAUGUUCUUAAUUUACUGUACGUGUCCCAUCCUGGUUCCCACUGGUGGUCAGAAGGCCCCUGUCUCUCAGCUCUGUGCUGGGCAAUGAAUGAGGGAGAAAGAAGAAGAUAAACAUGUUUCCUAUCAGCGCUCAGUGUGACCCUGCUGGCCAGGGCAUGUGAGCUUAACCAAUCAAAUGCAGCCGAACCCCUCGCCCGCCUUUCAGUAAAAGACCAGUUCCCCAGAGCUACUCAGUUGUAAGUACUGUCGGCCGGACGGGGCGAACAAAUGCCCUGUGGCUAAAUUGGAUUUCAUAAACAUGCUGCUUCUUUUGGCUGCUUCCCCUCAAUAUCCUGGCACAGCUUUUCCAGUCACUCAAAGGAAAUAAAACCAAGAGGCGCUCAGAUUGCUGGGUGCCAAUAGGAGAACCUGCAUAUAGAGAGAUCCCUCCUGGCUAAGCAGCAGUCCAUACAGCUCUGGGUUUGAGAGUGGCCUUGGGCUUGAUUUUGAGACCUAGUCCAUGACAGAAGUGACCUGGUUGGCCCUCCCUUGGGGGACUGGGAGAUUUAAACUGUGCACCCACGUGAGCAGCCUAGAGCAGCUCUAGGACAGGGAUGGCCAAUGCCCGCAGCCAUAGCUGGAGCACUAGGAUGGCCAUCAGAAGCUAGGUGGGGGGAGGAGAAACAAGUGACAGCUUCAGAAAAAAACUGGGGAGGAGAAUUGAGGUCAAUGUUUCAACCAGAAUUUGGAUCAGGGUCAGGCCGGGGCAGAGACGCCCAUGCGCAGAGGCCCAUGGGCUGCUACUGCCAGGAACAUGAAAAUGAAUGAAACGAGCAAGCCAGAAGGUGCUGGAAUGGAAUGGGAUCAGCAGCACAAGCAUCUCCCGCAUAGCAAUACAUAAGGGGGCUGCAUCAGAGCAACGGGCCAGUCUUCACACUGUAAAAAGAUUCAGGCAGACAAGGGAACCACAGGACAGAAUGAAAAGGCUCCCCAGAAACCCUGAAGCCCAGUGCCAGUCUGCAGCAUCUGAUCUCCUUCCUGCUGAUCCAGGGCGGGGUCUGGAGCGUCUUUAGCAUUCUCAGCUCUGGGACAAUAAGGAAGAGAAUGCAGCCUAGAGCAGAUGGUCGUAAGUUAUACAGGACGGCAGCGUCAGAUCCAGACUUCAGUGGCUCAGAGUCAGUCCUUUGUAGCUCAGCCACUGGGAAAUUGAAUUCCUGAGCUUUAUAAAGUGACAACAUUCAAAUCAUUAUUGUUCUGAGGUUGUUUAUCCUAGGGCCAGAGAGAGACUGGGCAGGGGAAACAGUUCUGACUGUUUAGAGUGUGUGCGUUAAUUAAAAUGGUUUCUAGUAAGAAUGGCUAGUGACAGUUGUUGUCAUCAUCUUGUCCCGCAAUGAUCAUAUCAGGCCGUGAAGUUUGAGAAUGAAUUGGGAGACUCACACGGGGUCCUCUGGAAGGGUGUUUGAUCUGAAAAGCUUCACUUUCCUUGCAAUAUUACAUCGAACAGUGUGGGAAAGUGUUAAAGCAUGCUCCGGACACAGCUUGCACAGCGGAUAUAUCUUGGUCCCUUCUCUGUUGAUUUUCAUUCCUGCAGUAUGACCUAUUUGCAAUCUCACAAGAGCGGAUGUUAUUUCCCGAGUUGCUUUGUCACAAAUGAGGCGAUCCUGGCAAGUUGCAGCCUUGCACCAGCAAAGAACAAGAUGACUGCAAUGGUGAGGUCAUGUCCAAUGUGCAGAAGAAGGUACCCUUCUGCAGAAGGUUUAAAGAGCUGAGGUUGAAGGAUGUAGAGCAUGAGGUUAGCCACAAAUGAGCUUGGAAGAUGCCAUUUAUGAGGGAUUUAAGAAGCCUAAAUCCUCCCAUACUGACUUGUCUUCUUUCAGCUGAUAUAGCAACAUUUACAAGUUAAUACAAAGAUUAGAAAUCCAUUCGAGGGCUUCAGGAGAUGCAGAGUGCACCUUUGCUAGACCUCCUGGGAAUGAAAAGACGGGGCACUUCUUCUCAAUAUGUUUGAUGCUUUGGAGGUUUCCACAUUCACACUGUGGUGAAUCGUUGAUUCUCCAUUUGUGCACCAGGUGCACGUAUCUUCCAUGUGACAUCCUCAUAUGGUUGAUGGUCAUCCACUGUCUUCGAUGGAGAAGGAACCAGGCGGUUCAAUGGCGGGGUCAUCUAUGAGGAGCUUGUUGUUUACAUCAGAGCCUGUAUCCACCAGGUGUCUUCUGGGUUGAAGCUGGAUGACAGAAAAGCUUCUCCAGCUGCCCUGAAUGGACAGCAAGACUUACAGUGAGUGUGAGGUGUGUGAACCAGGUUGUCAUGGAGUGGGAGCUUUUGGUUAGUGAGAGCUUUCUUGUACUUGUGCAACAUUGCCAUCUCUUGCCAGAUGGCUGGAGGAAGGAUGUUUGCGAAGACUGGAAGCCAGCACAGUGGAAUGGAUUUCAGGGUGCCUGUUAUAUGUCUUCUAACCACAUUUAGUUGGAUAUUGGUGAGGUCCAUGUGUGAGCUCCUUCCCCAAACAGGUGCGCAUUACUUGGCCACGGAAUAAACUCAAGCCGGCGUCCUCAUUUGUCACAUUCGAGCAUCACAACCCCAGCUAGAACCUGCUAGCUUUUGGAUGAUAUUGAUGCAAAUCUUCAUUUUAUGGCUUAUCUGCUUCACAUGUUGUUGAUAGGUAAAUCUGAGACUGACUCCUAGGUAAGGGGGGUUAUGAUCGUCAGCAAUUGCCUUGCCACAGAAGUUUACCUUCAGCAUCCUCUUAGCUUCAGAAUUGCUGAGAUGGAAAGUUGAUGACAGACUUAAUCUUGCUGAAGGAAGAAGACUUGCAAGGAACCAUUUGAGAUGGAAGUUCAUUCCACACAACACCAUGGGUACAUAAUGUAUAGCCAUGUGAAUCAGCUGUUGCUUUGAUAUCGAUCGUAGGAUCUUUCAUUUUUUGACCAUUUCAGCUAAUAUUUCCCUUGAUAGGGAAUCAAUAUUCUCAAUUGUUGUCACUCCAACCUGACUUUCCAGUCUUCCAGUUUGGGGCCAGAUCAUCAGCCACCUCACUCCCGUAUGAACCAAAUGGGUGAUGGAAUUCAUUGAAAAGUCAAUGUAUGCCUCGCUUUCUGAUCCUCCAAGUCGCCUUCUGAAUUGCAUUGUUGAUAGCAUUCUGAUUUCUUAAGGAAUCAAAGAUCUCCACCAGUGCGUCAACAAUAGUGACCGUUUCCCUUGACACCCAUUACACUAGUUGACCAUUUAGCAAAGACACAAAACAAUUCAACCAUAGCUUGUUUUAAUCUACACCAUAUACAUUUCCUACCACUGCAUCAUUUAGGUCAUUUUUUUAAAAUGCAUUAACUGCUCUUUUUAUCCUAACAGGUGAGUCCUAAAGAAAAACUCCAUGAGACUAUUAGAACAAAAAUACUUUGUAGUCACUAUGAAUUUUAUCCAUAAUUGGGAAAAUAUAUCUUGAUAGUGUUUAGGGCUUGAGCUAAGGGAACGUGAGAUGUGAAUAUUUUAUUUUUGAUAAACCACUGCCUAGGCUCUUAGUUCUGUUUAUGCAGUUGUAGAAGGCAGCAAUUCUGAUUCCAAAAUGUCUGCAUUGUUUGCAUAUGUAGAUAUGAUACUUACACAUACACAGGGCAGUUACAAGUUAUCACCGCUUCCAUUGUUAGGCACCUGUUUCUCAAUUUCAGUGUGUCCAGAUGUUCGCCACAAAACACUAUAUUGUGCAUGCUUCUUUAAUACACCUGCUUAGUGUGGUUAAACAAUCACGUAGUCUUUGGCUGCAAGAAAAGAAUAAAACACUUC